CUGUUAUUUAUAUACGUCCUUAGAAGUGUCACUUAAAUUAUAUCAGACAUACUCAGUAUAUACACACACACACACAUUUGUUUGUAUUUAUGAAAUAACAUCAUUCUAACGCAUUGUUACGAACACAUUGUAAUAAGAUUAAUUAAUUAUACUUCUUUUUUAAGCCAUCAUGCAAAAAAAAUUACUGUAUGUGUCGAUAUAUAUUAAAUUUUUAUUAAUAUUUUCAACGUUCGCGCAUGCGAAAGAGCAAACUUCAAAAUUUAAAGGGCUACCAACCAAAUACGAUCUGAUAAAAAGAGCAACGUUCGAGUUAAAACCAAAUGGAGAAUUAUGUACGCACUAUAAGGCAAUUUUUAUUAUUAUAAUACUUUAUUUAAAUAUUUAUUUUACACUCCAAAUUAAAAAAAUUAUAUAUAUAUGUAUAUAUAUUAUAGUUAAAAAAUCGCUUGUAAACCAUGUACAAGAGCAUAAAGAAGUUAUAAAAAUAUUAGAAGAUAUUGAUAUGUAUGAACGUAGAUAUAAAAUGAUCCAGCAAGUUACUAUAGAUACGAUUGACAUUAUUGAACGUAAAACAUCAAUGCUAGAGAAUACUAUAUCGAAUUUUACCAAGGGAAUCAACUCAAAUAAUGAUAUUAUAGAUGCCUUGUUUUUUAUAUUGGAACAAACAGCUUUUUUUGGAAAUGUUGUUCUUAGUUUUCCGGAAAUUACUCGUAAAAUAUUAAAAAGUCAAAAUAUGUGGAAAGAAAUAAUAAUUUGGUCUUUUAAUUUUACUAGUAAAAUGGAAUAUUUGGUGGAUGAAUCCAUUAUUACUGAAAUUUCUUUAGCUAUUGAAGAACUUAAUAAUACAAAACAAAAAUCUGAAUUGACAAAUUAUAGAGAAAAUAAUUAUUUGCCUAAAAAAAAAACGUUCAAAAAAGGAAUGACAAAACAGAAAAGAGGUCCAAAAUUAAUAAAAUACGAUUUAUGAACAUUUUUGUGGUAGUUCCAAUAAAAAAUAAGAAAUAUUUUUUAAUUUAAAUAAAUCAUUUAAAAACAUUUAUAUUUUGAUUUACUUUAUAUUAACAUUAACAAAAAUCUUUUCUACUUUUAUGUGUUAUAGAAUUCAUAUGUAGACUCAUAUAUUUGUAUUAAUCCUCAAAAUCCAUAUAAUUCAUUUAAUAUAUUUGUAUGUAGAUAUGAAGUAUGUGUGUAUGUUAAAUAUAAUUUGAAGAUAUUUUAU
Messenger RNA from Vespula vulgaris, 1219 nucleotides. RefSeq names its product coiled-coil domain-containing protein 134-like. The record is from RefSeq and is a predicted model, not a curated record. NCBI's taxonomy places the organism in Eukaryota, Metazoa, Arthropoda, Insecta, Hymenoptera, Vespidae. Bases 170 to 967 code for a protein of 265 amino acids. The transcript has 2 exons.